CUACACAUUUAACGCUAAACGUGACGCUUGUGUUUGACUCGGUGCCUUUUUUGUUUAGCUCUUCCAACCAAAGCAGCACUCUGCUCCUCAGAUUUCGAAACCAAUCUAGCUUUUGGCGACAUUGUUCGACUGAAUCGUCGCCGGCUCCUUAGGUUGACCUGACCACCUCGUCCCGUCGUCAUGUACGCCUGUGCUAAGUUCGUCUCCACGCCCUCUCUGGUCCGUGCUGGAUCCCGGGCACUGUACAGACCACUGGCAGCAGCGGUAGGCUCUGAUGCUAGGAAAGCUGAGUGUGCUUCGCUUCUGGAACCACAGGGCGUUUUAGCCUCCCAGCAGCAGUUGGCAGUGCGGGGCUUCCAGACUAGUGCUGUGAGCCGCGACAUCGACACUGCCGCAAAGUUCAUUGGAGCAGGAGCUGCCACAGUGGGAGUGGCUGGAUCUGGAGCUGGCAUUGGAACAGUGUUCGGUAGCCUUAUUAUCGGAUAUGCCAGGAACCCCUCUCUGAAGCAGCAGCUGUUCUCUUACGCCAUCUUGGGCUUUGCUCUCUCUGAAGCUAUGGGUCUUUUCUGUCUGAUGGUUGCAUUCCUUAUUCUGUUUGCCAUGUAAACCAGUUUGGCAUUUGCCGCAAAGGAAUACAUCACAAUGUUAAUAAGAAUUAGUUGUUUGAGAUGCCCUUGAAAGGCACGAUAAUGUCAGCUUAUCAUGUUGCCCAUGCUUGUUCAUUGGUGUUUCUUAAAGCUAAAGAUUGUGGACCCACUGAUGUAAGAAACUCUGGCAGACCCGAAUCAUUUCAAAUGAUAGUUUUGCCAUUAUAUUGUAUAUUCAAUCCACUGUUUGUGUUAAACAGGCAACCACUAACGGAAGUAAAAUGUUUGACUUAUCA
Messenger RNA from Gasterosteus aculeatus aculeatus (three-spined stickleback), 883 nucleotides. NCBI's taxonomy places the organism in Eukaryota, Metazoa, Chordata, Actinopteri, Perciformes, Gasterosteidae. The record is from RefSeq and is a predicted model, not a curated record.